AUGGGGUCUAUAAUUCCAAGAACGUCUGAGGAAUGGGGCAGGCUACUGGGAAAGCAUCCAAACGACCCGCUUACCAUUGCUGAUAUUAUUGAUUGUCCAGUACCAGAGCCAAAUAUUUUGAAAAAAGUCUACCACAAAAGAAGUACCACUCACACGAGUACUUGGGCCAAGCUUGUGGAAGUCAGGUUCUUCGAUCAAUUCACGCCUAGACACAUUCGUCCCAUGUUGUCUGAAAUAUACGGUAUAUUGACCGAUGUCACGCCUGUGAAACUGGACUCUUAUACGCAGGCACUUCGCAAAAAGGAUCCUGUGGCAUAUGAAGAUGGUCUAGACAAGGCGUUCACAGCAUGGGUGCAGCCGGUUGUCAGUGAUAUGCUUAGAGCAAUCACGUCAGAUUCCAGGUUUGGGCGAGGUUUAUCUUUUGCGAGUAUCAGACUGAAGCACCUUGGCGAAGGCGACCUGGUUCCCGACUGCUGGCUGGGAAUCUGGCAGGAGGCGAAUAAUUAUACUCUGAGGGACGAUAAUGGAGUAUUGACAUCUAGAAUUGCUUACGCGUUAGGCGAGACCAAGAUGGCAAUGAAUUGGGGAUUCCAACGUAUAUCCGCAGCACUUGGAACAGGAUUCCCAGGGUACAAAAGGAUUCUGAAAGUGGAUCAAAAUCCUCUCCGACAAGUCGCCACUUAUUCUUAUUUGGGCAAGACACCGUGGAACUUCAUCUGUACGGACCAUGAAGUAGUGAUUGGCCGUACUUAUCAUGUUUGGCCUUCGAAGGGAGAAGCUCAAGCAUAUGACGACAUCUAUCCAAGAAAAAGUUUGAAUACAUACUUGGGGUCGGAAAUAAUGUCAGUGAGCUGGAGUCAGCGGCGCUGUGACGAUCAGCUGUCUGCGCUUGAAGCCAUACUUGCUUUGGCAGUAAUGAGCUUUGAUGGCCGAUACCGAAAGAUGGCAGACCGCUUAGAGCUCGGUCGACUCAACGAGUGGACCGAAAUUCAUGAUAAUGGCAGGAUCAAAUACCAGCACCCGGUAACUGGCGCGAUUGCUUCUGCCCUUCCCGAAGGCGCUCAUGUCUGCGAGUACUGA
Neoarthrinium moseri is the source of this 1080-nucleotide messenger RNA. RefSeq lists its product as uncharacterized. The transcript has a single exon. The record is from RefSeq and is a predicted model, not a curated record. Bases 1 to 1080 code for a protein of 359 amino acids. Lineage: Eukaryota; Fungi; Ascomycota; Sordariomycetes; Amphisphaeriales; Apiosporaceae.